CCCCAAAGCAGCUAGCUAACCAUCCGACCUCGGGCGCAAUCAUCCAUUGUCCUCAUGUGCUCCAGCCUCGUGAUUACUUAGUUCUUCGAUCACUUUAGGAUCGGCAUUAACUGUGGUUCUUUUUGUCAUAUUGUUCGCAUAAGCGUUUUCCUCUUAUUACUCCUUCGUUUCAACCGUCUCUCUCGCCACCCUCUCCGCACUAGACGUUAUCCCGAUCCCCUCCCCAGAUUCCAACAUUAGCCGUGUCUCCAACUUCUAGGGGAGUGAACACUAGCUAUAUAUUGAGCGACUCAACUUUUACUCGCAUCGCGACUCGCUUGUUCGAUCUUGAAGUGAAUUCAGGGGGAGCUCUACGUCAUGGGUACUAAUGGGCAUUUCGCCUCGAUUGGGGGUGAGAGUAGCGACAAGGAAGCCUACGGGCAUGGCGUGCAGGUUAUUGAUGAGAAUAAAGAGUUCAAUCCGAACCUGUCCAAAUACUUGACCGAUGAGGAUGUCACGCCAGCAGGCUUCAACUAUCAUCUCAUUUCCGUGUUUGGGUCUCAGUCCACGGGAAAGUCGACGCUCCUUAAUCAUCUAUUCGGGACACAGUUCUCCGUCAUGUCCGAGAUGGAACGGCGACAGACGACCAAGGGUAUCUGGCUAUCUAAGAAUAAGAAGGGUGGGGAUGGAUCGAUGGCCGACAACAUCUUGGUUAUGGACGUGGAAGGCACGGACGGUCGUGAGAGAGGAGAGGAUCAGGACUUUGAGCGCAAGAGCGCCUUGUUUGCCCUGGCGACGAGUGAAGUCCUCAUUGUCAACAUCUGGGAACACCAGGUGGGUCUAUAUCAGGGAGCAAACAUGGGUCUUUUGAAGACGGUGUUUGAGGUCAAUCUUCAACUAUUCCUGAAGGACAGGAGUACCACUCACCGGUCCCUUCUGUUCUUCGUCAUUCGAGAUUUCGUCGGAACCACUCCCCUUCAAAACCUCCAGAAGACGCUCAUGGAAGAUAUGUCCCGCCUGUGGGACUCGAUCUCUAAGCCCGCGGGCCUGGAAAACGCGCCUGUGCACGACUACUUCGACUUUCAGUUCUACGGCCUGCCGCACAAAGGAUAUCAGCCGGAUCAGUUCGUCGCCGAGACGCAGAAGCUCAGCCUGCGCUUCCGUGCUGCCCAGCGGGACCCUACGUUGGAUGCGCAGAAAGGGCAGUUCUCCGAUGGAGGGGUGUUCCUUCCGGAGUACCACCGACGCAUUCCGGCGGACGGGUUCUCGCAUUACGCGGAGGGUAUCUGGGACCAGAUCGUCCACAACAAGGACCUGGAUCUUCCCACGCAACAAGAGUUGCUCGCGCAAUUCCGAUGUGAUGAGAUUCUGAGGGCAGUGAUGGUGACUUUCGACGAGGCUAUUGUCCCAUUCGAAGACAAGCAGUCCCAAGCCGCUCGUCUGGGCGAGCCCGACAUCCUCGGCGGACUGGGAGCUGCGAUGCGAUCGUCGCGUGCCAAAGCUGUGAAGAGCUUUGAGACCGAAGCUAGUCGGUACCACAAGGGCGUCUACCAGCGCAAGAACGCCGAGCUGGAAGAAAAGAUCGAUAGCCGCCUUAAGGCUCUUUUCCACGGUCAGCUCCACGCAGCGCAUAAAUUGGGGAUCCACGAAUUCAGCGAGGCUGUCUCGGGAGCUGUUAAGUCGGGCCAGAAGAAAGGCACGGGCUACGACUUUGCUGAGAUUGUCAAAGAUGAGGCGAAGAAAGCCGUCGCGAAGUUCGAAGAAGUUGGUCGCGCAACGGCCGUGGAGGGCACCGAGUUCAGUGACUAUAGCCAGGAGCUGGCUCUUUACGAAAAGGAACUCGCGGACGUCAGUUCACGGUUGAGACGGGACGAGAUGCGGCGCCUGGCUAGCCGAGUUGAGCGAUGGGUUCAGUCACGCUUGGGAGAGGCCAUCGGCCUCGAGUUCAACGCCCUCGGCUCCGGACGGGCCGGAGGUGGUGCUCCGGAAGAAGGGAAUAAGCCCUCCGAGAAAGGUUUCUGGGACCGUGUGUGGAACGUCUUCGUCGAGACGGUCCUCGAUGCUGAGCGGAGGUUUACCGACCGUGCCAGCAGCUUCGACGCCAGCUUAGAGGAGGUCGAUGUGGGCCUUUGGCGAUUGCGCCGGAAGUCCUGGGGCGUUUUGCGUGCCAAGAUCGACGAGGAGAUGAUUGAGGGUAACCUGCUGCUGAAGCUGCGCGAGAACUUCGAGGACAAGUUCCGCUAUGAUGAGGCUGGGGUCCCCAGGAUCUGGCGGCCAACCGAUGACAUCGAAGGCAUCUAUACUCGCGCCCGCGAGUCAACGCUGACCUUGAUUCCCCUGCUCUCCCGGUUCCGUCUGGCUGAUACAAAUGCCCCUCCCCCGCUCGACCGCUGGGUUGGGCACACGCCCACCUCUGCCACGCCGGCCGAUGAAGAGGAUCUGGCCCCCAUUGGCGGAGUCGACGAAGAGGAGGGCAAGAGCCUGGAGGAAGAGAUGACCAUCCUCGGCGACAGUAAGCGACAGGAGCUCACGGUCCGUUUCAAGAAAGCUGCGGACGGGGUGUACGUCGAGGCCAAGCGGAGCGCCAUUGGUGGCAUGACCCAAGUUCCCCUCUAUUUCUACGGCAUUCUGCUUGCCCUUGGAUGGAACGAGAUCGUUGCUGUCCUUCGCAACCCGGCAUACUUCUUCCUUCUCUUCCUGUGUGCCAUCGGGGCCUACGUGACCUACCAGCUCAACCUGUGGGGCCCGAUCAUCAAGAUGUCCGAGGCCGCCUCGAACCAGGCUCUCACGGAAGGCAAAAAGCGCCUACGUGAGUUCCUGGAGUCAUCUGACUCGGGCCGACAGGCCAUUGCCAUGUCUACUCCGGGCUCUGGGCGCGCGGAAGAGGUUGAGAUGUCUCGACUCAAUGGACAAGGCAAGGCAAGUGAAGACGCGGACGCGGACGCGGAUGCGGACGAUUUGUAAACGGGAAGAGCCUUGUAUUCUAUGUGACUGUAUCCAUGGAUCUCUGUAUUUGUCUAUUGUCCCAUUACAUAUAUUACUGAGCGAAUCACAGAUGUGUUUUU
Messenger RNA from Aspergillus candidus, 3044 nucleotides. It is a transcript of the gene sey1, whose product is annotated as dynamin-like GTPase SEY1. Bases 358 to 2943 code for a protein of 861 amino acids. NCBI's taxonomy places the organism in Eukaryota, Fungi, Ascomycota, Eurotiomycetes, Eurotiales, Aspergillaceae. Gene Ontology annotation, molecular function: GTP binding; GTPase activity. Gene Ontology annotation, cellular component: endoplasmic reticulum. Gene Ontology annotation, biological process: endoplasmic reticulum membrane fusion. The record is from RefSeq and is a predicted model, not a curated record. The transcript is spliced from 4 exons.